AGACAGUGGUAUAUAUAUAUACACAGACCUGCUCACAGCGGCCUCCCACAGACUUCAGACCCCCAUAGACAUAUGAAGGGGAUCAGUCAUUGCCUUAUUACUAUUUCUAAUAGGACACUGAGCGGCAGGGACCGGAUCCCCCCUCAGGACAUGCGCAGUAGUACAGCAGGCGCGCGCUGUCCGGCAGAUACCACCUGGUGACGCAGGGACCCGAUCCCCCCCUCAGGACAUGCGCAGUAGUACAGCAGGCUCGCGCUGAUCGGCAGAUACCACCUUGUGACGCAGGGACCCGAUCCCCCUUCAGGACAUGCGCAGUAGUACAGCAGGCUCGCGCUGAUCGGCAGAUACCACCUUGUGACGCAGGGACCCGAUCCCCCUUCAGGACAUGCGCAGUAGUACAGCAGGCUCGCGCUGAUCGGCAGAUACCACCUUGUGACGCAGGGACCCGAUCCCCCUUCAGGACAUGCGCAGUAGUACAGCAGGCUCGCGCUGUCCGGCAGAUACCACCUGGUGACGCAGGGACCGGAUCCCCCCUCAGGUUCCUUCCUGUUAGGACUUUCCUAAAUCGAGACUCAUCAGACCAGGCAACAUUUUUCCAGUCUUCAACAGUCCAAUUUUGGUAAAGACUGGAUAAAAGUCUCCCAAGGUCAUCUAAUUCCAACUUGGCAAUAAUAGAACCUGGCAUAAUCUGGGUGAGAUGUCUGCAAAUUCUGAAUAUGGGAAUGAUUUUGAAAAUAAUGCUAAUCUUUCUGUGCACAAUGAAAUUCAGAAAGCUGAACGGUCAUGUUCUGAAAGAGAGAAAACUUUUAAUGUGCUAUCAAGUGUUGCUGAAAUUCUGAGAAAUGACAAAGGAGAAAAGACAUAUUCAUGUUCAGAAUGUGGAAAGUGUUUUCGUCAAAAUUCACAUCUUCUGAGACAUCAGAAAACUCACACAGCGGAGAGGCCAUUUUCAUGUUUAGAAUGUGGGAAAUGUUUUAUUCGAAAAUCACAUCUUGUUGAACAUCAGAAAACUCAUACAGGAGAGAAGUCAUUUUCAUGUUCGGAAUGUGGGAAGAGGUUUAGGACUCAACAUAGUCUUAAGAUACACCUGGGAACUCAUACUGGGGUGCAGCAAUAUUCAUGUUCAGAAUGUGGGAAAUGUUGUAGUGAUAAAUCAAGUUUUGUGAUACAUCAGAGAAUUCAUACAGGAGAGAAUCCAUAUUCAUGUUCAGAAUGUGGAAAGUGUUUUCGUCAAAAUUCACAUCUUCUGAGACAUCACAAAACUCACACAGCGGAGAAGCCAUUUUCAUGUUUAGAAUGUGGGAAAUGUUUUAUUCGGAAAUCACAUCUUGUUGAACAUCAGAAAACUCACACAGGAGAGAAGCCAUUUUCAUGUUCGGAAUGUGGGAAAUGUUUUAGUAACAAAUCAAUUCUUCAGGUACAUCAGAGAAUUCACACCGGGGUUAAGCCAUUUUUAUGCCCUGAAUGUGGGAAAUAUUUUACUCGGAAAUCAGAACUUGAGAAUCAUCUGAAAAUGCACACAGGGGAGAAGCCAUUUCCAUGUCCUGAAUGUGAAAAGUAUUUUAAUUUGAAAGCACAGCUUGAUAAACAUCUGAGAACUCACACAGGAGAGAAGCCAUAUUCGUGUCCUGAAUGUGAGAAAUGUUUUGGUAAUAAAUCAAAUCUUGUGCAACAUCAGAGAAUUCACACAGGAGAGAAGCCAUAUUUGUGUCCCGAAUGUGGGAAAUGUUUUAGUAACAAAUCAAUUCUUGAGGAACAUCAGAGAAUUCACACCGGGGUUAAGCCAUUUUUAUGCCCUGAAUGUGGGAAAUAUUUUACUCGGAAAUCAGAACUUGAGAAUCAUCUGAAAAUGCACACAGGGGAGAAGCCAUUUCCAUGUCCUGAAUGUGAAAAGUAUUUUAAUUUGAAAGCACAGCUUGAUAAACAUCUGAGAACUCACACAGGAGAGAAGCCAUAUUCGUGUCCUGAAUGUGAGAAAUGUUUUGGUAAUAAAUCAAAUCUUGUGCAACAUCAGAGAAUUCAUACAGGAGAGAAGCCUAUUUAA
Molecule: messenger RNA, 2044 nt
Organism: Bufo gargarizans (Asiatic toad)
Lineage: Eukaryota; Metazoa; Chordata; Amphibia; Anura; Bufonidae
Product: gastrula zinc finger protein XlCGF26.1-like
Exons: 3
Coding region: 698-2044 (448 amino acids)
Biological process (GO): negative regulation of transcription by RNA polymerase II
Molecular function (GO): DNA-binding transcription repressor activity, RNA polymerase II-specific
Source: RefSeq, a predicted model, not a curated record